CCCCCCCCCCCCCUCUCUACUCUGUGAUUAAUGAGUUACGGAGUAAUUUUUACCAUUAUUGCGGGCACCUAGAGAGAGAGAAAAAAAAAAAAGCAGAGCAAGAGCAAUCUCUCUCCAGUCAUCAAUUUGAUUAAAAAGAAAUGCCGAGAGAAACCCUAGCUUUAGCUUCAUCUUCAUCUAGCAAUACCAAUAUUCCACCUCCCGAAGAUGAUUGGGUUAAAACCUACCAAAGGUUACUUCCCCAAUGGCAAUCUCUCACUCUCUCUCACUCUCACCAGUCUACAAUUCCGAUUACAAUAUCAAGAGUUAAUCAGGUGGAUGCAGGACGACUGGAUAUUGAAAUGUCUGCCAUGUUGAAAGAGCAGUUGGUUAAGGUUUUUACUUUAAUGAAGCCAGGAUUGUUAUUUCAAUAUGAACCAGAACUUGAUGCUUUCCUCGAGUUUCUCAUUUGGCGAUUCUCUAUUUGGGUUGAUAAGCCUACUCCGGGAAAUGCUCUCAUGAAUUUGAGGUAUAGAGAUGAACGAGUGAUUGAAACGAGAGGAAAAGUCAGGAUGGGUUUGGAGGGACCUGGACUCACUGUUGCUCAGAAGCUUUGGUAUUGUGUUGCUACUGUUGGUGGUCAGUAUAUCUGGUCCCGUCUACAAUCCUUUUCCGCUUUCCGUAGAUGGGGUGAUUCUGAACAGAGGUCACUUGCGCGCCGAGCAUGGAUUUUGAUACAACGUAUAGAAGGAAUUUAUAAAGCGGCCUCAUUUAGCAACCUUCUCAUAUUUCUUUACACAGGAAGGUAUAGGAAUCUAAUUGAGAGAGCUCUACGUGCAAGACUUGUCUAUGGGAGCCCCCAUAUGAAUCGAGCUGUUAGCUUUGAGUACAUGAACCGCCAGUUAGUGUGGAAUGAGUUCUCGGAAAUGUUGUUGUUGCUUCUUCCUCUUCUUAAUUCAUCAUCCAUCAAAAAUUUUCUUCGUCCAUUCUCAAAGGAUACGUCAUCAAGUUCUGCAGAGGAUGAAACUGUCUGCCCCAUUUGCCAAGCGAGUCCAACCAUUCCUUUUUUAGCUCUCCCCUGUCAACACAGGUACUGUUACUACUGCCUUCGAACACGGUGUUCUGCAGCUCCAUCGUUCCGGUGCUCCAGAUGCGGUGAACCAGUUAUUGCCUUGCGACGGCAUGGUGGCUUAACCAACAAUAAUACUCAACAACAAUGAUAAUUCCACAGGGUAGGAAAUGGGAAAAAAAAGAAGGAAAGUACUAUACAAAUGAUGUAUAAAAAAUGCGUGAAAUUGGCAUUACUAUUGAUUAUUGAAUUAAGGAAUCAAGAUUCCUUGAAAAAGCAUUUAUAUUCCUUUCUAUAUAGAUUAGCUCCAUUCUUUAUCAACUUUAUGUAACUCAUUCAAUGUGGCUAUUUUUCCCCCUGGGCUGUUUCUUACUCUCUUCAACUCUUCUCCUUGCUUUAUUCUAUCAUAUGUCACUCAGCUCAUUAAAAAAAUAAUUUUGAGCUUUUUCUUUGUCCGA
Cornus florida is the source of this 1506-nucleotide messenger RNA. RefSeq names its product peroxisome biogenesis protein 2. Gene Ontology annotation, biological process: protein import into peroxisome matrix. The record is from RefSeq and is a predicted model, not a curated record. The transcript is spliced from 8 exons. Bases 141 to 1199 code for a protein of 352 amino acids. Gene Ontology annotation, molecular function: zinc ion binding. Lineage: Eukaryota; Viridiplantae; Streptophyta; Magnoliopsida; Cornales; Cornaceae. Gene Ontology annotation, cellular component: peroxisomal membrane.